Molecule: messenger RNA, 3925 nt
Organism: Acanthoscelides obtectus
Lineage: Eukaryota; Metazoa; Arthropoda; Insecta; Coleoptera; Chrysomelidae
Source: the annotation of a GenBank genome assembly
UGUGCCCAUGUGCAACCUCGCCUCUCCCUCCCACUUCGCACUCGGAUGUCCGAUAUCCGUAGUUUGACGGAAACCCGCGUGGUGAAGCGACGCUCCGACGCUAGACAUCAACAGUAGCGCGAAUGUGCCUGUCAAUAGCAGAGUGUUACUAGCUUAGCAUGACGCCGGGUUUUGACGCGGACCAAACGACAAAGGCCGCCGACGCUACAUUCCAUCAAGAUAUGGACGCAUGUUUCAACGCCUUCGAUAAGGACCGAGAUGGAUACCUGCAUCUGAACGAGUUUCGUGUACUCUGCCAAGCACUUUUCAGGAAUAAUAAGGGUCAAACAUAUGAAUUAGAAGACUAUCAACUUCGAGACGUAUUCCAUAUAUUCGAUACCAAGAACGACGAUAAAAUAGAUAGAGGUGAAUUUACGUACCUUUGGAACAACUGGAUCAAACUAAUAGUCCGUCCUAUAUCCGCCAUAUUGGUAAUCGAUGUCCAGAACGACUUUAUCUGCGGCACCUUGGACAUCCGCAAUUGUCCCGCAAAACAAAACGCGCUAGAAGUUCUAGCACCGAUCAACCACCUCCUAGAAACCAUAGAGUUUGAUGCUGUAUUCUAUUCAUAUGACUGGCACCCGUCUGACCAUGUUUCAUUUAUUGACAAUGUGCAUUUGAGAAAAUUCCAUGAGUCCAGCCCUGUUCCUCAGGAUGAGGCGCAGUUGUAUGAUACUGUAGUGUUUGAAGGGGAUCCCCCGGUUGAACAAAAACUAUGGCCCAGGCAUUGCGUGCAGAAUACUUGGGGUAGUGAGCUUCAUGAAGAUCUUAAGGUAUUAGAAAACUCAGUCAAGAUUUACAAAGGUACAAAUCCAGAAGUGGAUUCCUAUUCGGCAUUUUGGGAUAACUCAAAGCAAACCGAUACAAAAUUGGCGGCUCAACUGAGGUUACGGGGAAUUACAGACGUUUAUGUGUGUGGGAUUGCGUACGAUGUUUGUGUGGGUGCAACAGCGAUAGACGCAAUCUCCAGCGGGUUCCGCACCAUCCUCCUAGACGACUGCUGUCGAGGAGUAGACCUCCUCAAUAUCGAAAAGACCAAGGAAACUGUGAUCAAGAACCAUGGAGUGGUGGUCAAUUCUGACAGAGUGAAAGAUAUGGUGGAAGGCAAUGACAGAAGGCAAGAGUUGGGAUAUAAGCUAGCGUUGCAUUUGAAGGAUCAGAUGGAGAAACAGAGGAACGGGGAAGGGGAUAAGGAAGGGCAGGAAAGAUGAAUGGUCUAUAGUAGGAGUAGAGAUACUAUAUAGGAGCUACUACUGAAUUAUCUAUCUAAAGCUAUGGGGUAAUAUGAUUUUAGAAAGCCUUAGAUCCAAUCUCUUCUAUUACCUAUAUAUAAUGCUCUCUAUUAUCACUAUAGGGUUAUUAGGUGACCUACAAACCACAGCCUUAUUACACAACUGUAACUGUCAGGCGAUUCUUCAUGUCAAACUGUUAUUUCUUAAGUCAUAUUGUACUUUUUGCAAAAAAAGUACUUUGUACUAGCUAUCAGUGGCUUGCACUAUCUAUGAGUAUUUGGGCAUCAUAUACCUCUGGGAUAUUGGAAUCAAUGGUCACCUGUUCAUAUGCUCGGUGUUUUAUCGGCAAACAGCGAAAUUCUAUCUUCAUUCGCUGGGUGCACGAUAAUGUCGCGAACUACCAGUUGUCCGACAGAAAUAUUUGCGCUUGAUACGUGCAAUAUAAAAAGAAAUGGAUACUAAUGAAAAUGACCGACAUUUAGUCAAUUUGAUGUUACCAACAAUUUGAAUAUCUGACAAACAAUUCCUUUUUGAUAUAACAAAUGACCCGAGCGACAUAUUUGCACCUUUGCAGGACUUCAUGAUGGGUUUAUACAAUCUUUCAAUACCCAUAAUCAUAAGGAUACACAUAAGCAUUCUCACAAUUAUAAGUUCGUGAUAUGUUUAUACAAAUGUCGUAAGGAGCAGAUGUAUGAAUUUAAGGGGUCUAACCUUUCGUUUUUGUUUUACUUAAUAUAGAAAAACAUACAAAAAAAAACUCAGCACGCUUAGUUGUGUUUAACAAUGUAUUUAGCAGUUGAACAAUAAAUAAGAUAAUAUUAUUGUUACACCCUGUAAAGUGCAGUAUGUGACAGUUUCUUUUAUUCAUGUGUUGUCAAAUUGUAGGUUAGGUAUGUUGUCAAUUAGUUGUGAAGAAGUAGGCUGUGACUUCAAUCAUAAGCAUAAUCAUAAGGGUUAAAAGUUAUGAACUUCAAGUACUAGAUUGACAAUUUGUAUAAAUGAGUUAAAGUUUUAAACUAACGUUUAUGAUUACGACUAAAACUUUAAAAAGUUGAUUCGUUCAUAUUUCCUCUGUGACAUUUUGUUCUAAAAGUACACUCCAUGUGGUAUCCUAGGAGGCUGCAGCAAAUAUCAGCAAAAAGGCCGUUGCAAAAUUCUUUGAUAGGUGGCUCUCACUAUGUGGUGUCUAUUGAAACAGGGAAUUUUGUUAUUGGAACUAUCACAGUGCAGUUUUGUACAUAAUAAGCAUAGAGGAUUAUUAACUUUCCACAUUCCAGAUUCUCUUUAUUCUCCAGUUUUUAAGCUUUUUUAUCAAACAUAAAUGAUUAAGUAGUAGCUCCUAUAUGUAUACAUAUAUAGUAUUAUUACAUUAUAAUCAGGUGCCUGCUAUUUAGAAUGGUCCUAAUAAUUAAAGGACAUCAUUGUUAAUGAAACAUUUGUGGUACUUAAAAAUGUGUACUUAGGUAUUAAAGCGACACUAUGUUGACUACAUGAAUAAGGAACAUCCAUUUGUUAGAUUUUAACCAUAGUAUAGAGACUAUGAGGAGUAAAAUAACUUUUCAUGCUCAGACUGCUUGAACCUUCCUAAAAAUCAGAUCACUUCUUGUCGUCGAACGGUUUCAGCAAAGUUUUCGCUCCAGGUGAAAACUCAAACAAUUUUUUGUUACUAAAAACCAGAAAGUGACUCUACUGUGCGUAGUCUGUAUACUUUAGUUUUGAUGUAGGUAUAGCUUGCCGACUAUCCCAAUAGUUUUACACUCAAUUCUUUACAUGGCCAGUUUGACAUUUAUACGGAUGUGAUAUAUUCGAUAAGCAUUGCACGAUAAAGAAUUUCACGAUUAUAUAGGGAGAAAACUCUUGCUUUUAGACUGAAAGACAUUUUUUGUAUUUAUCAGUCACAAUAUAAACUAUUUAAUAUCACAAGUAGUGAUUCAGAGGUUAUUAGAAAGACUAUUGUUUCUUGCCUAAGGAUUACCUACUAGUUUAAGUAGAAUGAUUCAACUCUACUGUUCCAUACUUUUAUCUCAAAUAUCCAUGACAAGCAUUGUUUAAAUCUUUGGUUAAAUCAAAAAUAGGGACUUAGUGACGUCACACAGUGUACUUAUUAUUGCAUCAAGCUGGUUGUGAAUAGGUUACAUUUAUAUUAAACUUUAUUUGAGCAAAAUAGAGGACUUAAGAAUUCAUUCGAUCAAGAUAAUUCGUUUUUACUUUUACAUUCUGAGGACAUGUUCGAGUAGAUUAAGGCAUACAUAAGAUACGGGUUCGGUUACAACGUUAAUAUCAAAUAAGUCGAAAAUUUUGUGACGAUCACAAUCAGUCCAUUUCGUUCAGUAAGAAACAUCCGGAUAGAGCGCUCUUUGCCUUUUUAUGUAUUGUUAAGUUUUUGUAAGCAAGGGUGAGGCACUUGUCUGUGACAUACCACAUACCAUUAGUAUUACAAUAUAGUAUUGUUUUUUUUUGAUUUUUGGGGUAUAUUUUUAUUCGUAUUAUAUAGUUGGAAAAUACCAUUUUUAGCAACCUGGGGUUUGAAAUUUCAAUAUAUACAGGGUAAGCAGGUUUUUCUAAUUUGGUGUUUUCUGAAUAAUUAUGUUCCUUUUUGAAUUUGUAUUGUUUGUAACUGGUGUUUAUUUUUAAAUAAAGUGGAUUAUCUAUCA